UCAAAGAUGGCGGGCGCCUCCGACCCUCUGGAAGAUAUGCUCUUCUCCGAGGUGGACGAAAAAGCUGUUAGCGACUUGGUGGGCUCACUAGAGUCGCAGCUUGUCGGCCAAAGCAAUCCAGCAGCUCCCCAUACAGAAACCAGGAGUGCUGGGUCUACAGGCGCUGCCAAUCACCACUUAGGAAGAAUGCUACCUGCCCAAGUGGGCACUGUACUAGAGCAGCAACAACAAGGACAACAUAAAGCAGGGCUAAAUCAGGAGCCCAACUCAAAAGAAACUAACUCCGAUAAGAUACCGUCUUCACUUAGUUCAAUUUCUCCGUACGAAGAAGCUUCCAUCACUUCUGCGGUCGGGGUAAACGCCAACAGCGGCUUGCAAUCACAUGGAGCAUCUAAUACCACAACACUGUCUGCAUCUGGUCUGGUAACUUUGCCACCUCCGCUAGUAAGCAUCAACGCUACCAACAGAGGUACUGUUUUGGGUUCAGGUGGGUCCGCAAGCGUAACGACAGAGACCGAUUCUCUAAAAAAUCACAUCACUUCUACCAUUAGGACUACUCCAACAGGAAUACAGAGUUUGAACGGUAACAGCGGAGCGGUAACGUUAGUGAACUCUCAUUCAAAUAGUGCUGCUACUACCGAUGUUGCGGGAUUCCAAACUGGAGGUGGAACAGUCUCUUUGGUCAAUAACGUUAACACGGUUGUUAGCGGUGCCAGGUCAGUUAACUCUAAUAUAGCUACGGCAUCUUGUGCAAAUACGACCACUUUAGGCGCAGCCGAUUUUCCUCCAUCUCAAUCUGCGAAUACUCUGGACGGUGGAGCGACUCCUACUAUAGCCCUACAAAGACUUCCGAGUCACAUCAUGGCAAACAUUUCACAGAAUGGGAAUGGUACAACAGUCUCAACAUCGGUCCAACAGGACGCUCGGACAGGUCCCCCUGUUACCGCAGUUACUCAGCUUGCUAACCACAACAAGAGUGCAGAUGCCAGCAAUCCAAAGUCAGACUGCCCCGUCCAGACAAAGAUUAUCAUGUCGACUCAGCCUGGUCCUGUCGGUUCAACAAGCGUCACAUCUCCCGCUACAGUUGUUAACCCUACAACCAGCCAGCAGCCGGGUUCUGUCGCCAAUUCGGUGCCUGCAGCCAGCACUCCCGCAACCCUCACUGCGGUGACGAAACCGACGAUGAAUAUUGUGGGACAGCCGACAGUCACAACUGUCAGUAUAAGACCCGGGACUCCUUCACCUUCUCCUACCGUGGUCACAGCUACGCAGCCUCAACAACUUCGCCCUGGGAUGGCUGCGACUCAGAGGAUUGUGACUCCACAACUGAUUGUAAGACCACCUCAACAGCAGACCACCAUUCAGCUUCCGCCUGGAUUUACCAUACCACAGGGCAUGGUUCUGGUGCGCACUGAGAUGGGGCAGCUGGUGAUGGUCCCGCAGCAGGCUCUGGCACAGGCGCAGGCACAGGCCCAGGCGCAGGCUCAGAGUCAGGGCCAGAACAGCAUCUCUCCACGGCCUGCCACCCCCACCACUGGGGCCACCUUCAGAGUGACCACCGCACAGCCUCCCAUCACCUCCCAGGCCAUCAUCCGCCCCGGACCCCCGGUCCAGGCCAAGAUGGUGCAGCCCCCCGCUCCCGCUGGCAGCCCCGCCCUUCAGGUCUCCAUGGCUACAGCCCCGCCCAAGGCGACAGUGACAGGGGGCCCCCUGGCCCCUGCAGCGGUGGUCACGGCCCCCCAGCAGUCGCCUGUGGCAAUGGCGGGCGGACAGAGCGGCCCUCAGGCGGGGCCCCAGCCUGCCCUGCAGCCCCAGAGCGCCACGCCCGUCAUCUCUGCGCCCCCCGCCCCCGGAGCCUCCGUCAUCUCCCAGGAGAUGCAGGAAAACGUGAAGAAAUGCAAGAACUUCUUGGCCACGUUGAUAAAGCUGGCUUCCCACAACUCGCCCUCCCCAGAAACGUCCCGAAAUGUGAAGGCGCUCGUCCAGGACCUGCUGGACGCUAAGAUUGAACCCGAGGAGUUCACCAACCGCCUGCAGUCGGAGCUGAAGUCGUCUCCCCAGCCCUACCUGGUCCCCUUCCUCAAGAAGAGCCUGCCUGCCCUGCGGCUGUCUCUGCUGAACAGCCAGCAGUCCCUGACCCAUCCCCUGCAGCAGCCCAAACCCGCCCCGGGCGCUCCCCUGGCCUCCGCUGGGGCCGUGCCCGCCAUCGUCGCCGGGCCAACCGUCCGCGUGCGCCACCCCAACAGCGUCAGCGCGCCGGCGUCCAGCGGCCUGCCAGUGGGCGCUCACGCACACUCCGCCGCCCUGGGUGUGAAGAGGGCCGGCGUCCAGGCGGGCCAGGUUCGAGUGCCCAUGGUGAUCACACAGACCAUCCGAGCACCAGGCGCUGUUGGAAAGGGACCAACAAUACAAGCAACCAGAAGUCCCAUGGGCUUCGCUGUUCAGGUCUCCGCAAAUCAGAAAAACAAGCUGAACGACCCUGGAGGCGGUUCUUUCAGGGACGAUGAUGACAUCAACGAUGUGGCGUCCAUGGCCGGGGUGAACCUGAAUGAGGAGAGUGCCCGUAUCCUGGCCACCAACUCUGACCUGGUGGGCACCCAGAUCCGGUCCUGCAAGGACGAGACCUUCCUGCCAACAGGGCAGCUCCACAAACGCAUCCUGGAGACCGCAAAGAAGUUUGGAGUGGCGGAGGUUCCUAUGGAGACCGUCAGUUACAUCUCCCAUGCUGCCCAGACCCGGCUGCGGUCGGUGCUGGAGAAAGUGUCCAUGAUCGCACAGCACAGGACGGAAACGUGCAAAGACGGCGAACGGUACGAGCAGUCCACCGACGUGCGCUCUCAGCUCAAGUUCUUCGAGCAGCUGGAGAGGAUGGAGAAGCAGAGGAAGGACGAGCAGGAGAGGGAGAUCCUGCUGAAGGCUGCUAAAAGCCGUUCCCGCCAGGAGGACCCCGAGCAGGCCAGACUCAAACAGAAAGCUAAGGAGAUGCAGCAGCAGGAGCUUGCUCAGAUGCGACAGCGCGACGCCAAUCUGACGGCGUUAGCGGCCAUUGGGCCGCGGAAGAAACGCAAGCUGGACUCGCCAGGGGCCACAUCUGCAGGGGCUGAGAUUUCGGGGAGCUCUGCGGACUCCCCCGCCGGCACCUCCUCGCCCUCCGGCUCCUCCCGGCAGUACCCCCGGCACCGCAUCACACGCGUCAACCUCAGGGACUUCAUCUUCUACAUGGAGCAGGAGCGCGAGACGACCCACUCCCUCCUACUCUACCGGGCCCUGCUCAAGUAGGGCCGCUCCUCCGCGCUCCUCCCUCUCUCCUGCAAAUGUGCCUUCCAUCGGGUUAUGUCGCUUUGUCUCAGCGCCUCGGCUGUGACCUCCCCAGUUAUUUUAUCGAGAGAAAAAAAACAAACAAACAAACGAGCGAAGGAGAAAGACGGGACGGAAACGCAAACGGAUGUUUCCCGUCUACGUGCAGUUAUCGCUCCGGAGCGGUGACGAGAGGGGGGGGGAAAGGAAAGCGUAGAUUCAGGAUGUUAAAGAAGGCCAUGGAAAGGCUGGGUUUCAGUCAUACAUGUUAACCGUGUGUUUGCGUUAGUGUUUGAGAACUUUCACACGUCUGGCUACCCAAAUAUUUCAUGCCUAUCGAUGGGCGAUUUUACUGAAUGAACUAUCCCAAAGCGAUGGAUUAUUGAUUGUAUAUAUUUUUUAAAGCAAUAUAUUCCAAAUAUUAUAACAGCCUACAGUGUUGAUUAGGAGUGUGUCAAGUUUGGGUCAUUGCAUUUCAGGAAAAAUAAGUAUUUAAAGUUUUGGAAACUUGUCAACUAGCCUAUCUGUAUUUUAUAUUUUUGGAACAAUGCAUUGUUUAGAAUUAAGUGGAACAACAGUAUAACACAGGCACUGAACACAAUUAAAUGUAAAUAGUCAUUUUCUUAAUGGGUUUGAAGAGCAUGUAAAACUUUUAACACCAUCAAUAUUUUAGCAUCAAAGUAAUAUUUAAAAGUUCAUGUGUGAAUAUAAAUUAGUCUGCUGUUAUGAAAAAAUCAUGUAAGAUUAUAAUUUUUAGGUAAAAGGUAAAAAAAAAACACUCCUUUAUGUCAUUUGUAAACAUUUUGUUGAUCUAAGGCAGUUUCAUACUGUAGGUCCAUAGACAUUCUUGAGUCUUUUUUUCCCAACAACAAAUUGAAAUGGAACACAGGCGAGUGAUUUAAAUAAUUGACUUUUGUCCCGAAAUCUUGUUUUUAAACCCGUUUUUAUUCGUGAGUGCAGUACUGAUGUUCAGACGCUAGGCUGGAGUUAAUGAUUAUGAUGAUGUUGAUGAAGAUUACAGUUGAUACUGUACGGUCCCCGUCUGACUUCUUUCCCAAACCCUACAUACAGUGCAGUAGAGAGGUUAGCAGUUUAAACGACAGGAGGAUGGUCUGAAAGAAUACCGCUACUCAUACAGAUUCAAUUCGGGAGCUAAGCAGAACUUCCCGCUCAUGGUAUACUCAGAUCUCCAGUGUGAAAGGGAUGGAACCAUUCGUGUGGAGGUCAAGAGUCUGGACUUGUGUUCUUGAUGCUCCCAUUAGACACAAGCUGUGUAUAACAGUGAUUUUGUACAUUUUGCAUUUUUGUCAUUUGGCAGACGCUUUUCAUCCAAAGCGAUUUGCAAGUGAUUUCUGUGGAGUCUUUGUGGUCUUUCCCCAAUCCUUACUUUCAUGGCCUUUUUUUUUUUUCUUUUUUUCUUUUUUUUAAUUGGAGCUUCUAUGCAGGUGCCACAUCUCUGAAGUCUCAUUUAGAAAUGUUUAGUGUAUGGACAGCCUUUCCAGGUUGCUUUUCGAGUUAAUGUGCUUUCAAACUUGCUUUUUUAUUUUUUAAAUGACACCGAUCAUUUUAAAUGCAUAUUAUCACAAUUGAAACCGAAAGAUGUGUUAGUAGUGUACAAGAAACCGGUCUCGUUUCAACAUUAAACAGUAUUGUCUAUAGCAGUUAAAGGGAAACAUGUUUUGUAACUAUUUAUAUAUAUAAUAUUACUUUUUUGCAAUUGCAUUUAAGCUUGCUAUCAGGCAAUGCAAGUUUUACUCCACACAGUACUGCAGCAGAAGAAAGGAAAUAUACAAAAUAAUUUAAAAGAAGCACAAAUAGACCUGUUUAUCCACUGAUUUAAGACAAUAAUUUUAAUAAUUAUUUUUAUGGUUUCUGAUAAAUAAGGUGAAGGACAUUUCUAUUCCUCCAGCUUUUUAGCCAAAAGAUUAUUAGGGAGGUAUUACUGAUAUACACAGACAGAAAUUGUGUUUUAAUGUAUGGAUAAUUUGUACAUAUUGUUUACAGAGACCAUGUGUUUAUUAGAACUGUUAUUUUUGGUAAAAUGUACAUAUUCUGAAAUUUUCUUGUUUGUGUGAAAAGCAUACUUCUGUAUUUGUACCUAUUUUGUAAAGGAAUAAAGACGCGGUUUACUAAA
Conger conger (European conger) is the source of this 5431-nucleotide messenger RNA. RefSeq names its product transcription initiation factor TFIID subunit 4. The transcript is spliced from 15 exons. The coding region runs from base 7 to 3279 and encodes 1090 amino acids. Gene Ontology annotation, molecular function: protein heterodimerization activity; DNA binding; RNA polymerase II general transcription initiation factor activity. NCBI's taxonomy places the organism in Eukaryota, Metazoa, Chordata, Actinopteri, Anguilliformes, Congridae. The record is from RefSeq and is a predicted model, not a curated record. Gene Ontology annotation, biological process: transcription initiation at RNA polymerase II promoter; DNA-templated transcription. Gene Ontology annotation, cellular component: transcription factor TFIID complex.